CCACCCGACUACAAGCUCCACAGAGCUGCCGGAGGACGGUUGCUUGGUAUUAGCAAGCGGGAAGUAUGGCGGUGGCACGCGUUGACUCGCCUUUGCCUCCUGGAGAAGGAUCAGUGGUCAAUUGGUCAGGGCAAGGGCUACAGAAAUUAAGUCCAAAUUUACCCUGUGAAGCUGAUAUUCAUACUUUGAUUCUGGAUAAAAACCAAAUUAUUAAAUUGGAAAAUCUUGAGAAAUGCAAGCGAUUAAUACAGUUGUCAGUGGCUAAUAAUCGGCUGGUGCGGAUGAUGGGUGUGGCCAAAUUGACCCAACUCCGGGUGUUAAAUUUGCCUCAUAAUAGCAUUGGCUAUGUGGAAGGGCUAAAGGAACUAGUACAUUUGGAGUGGCUAAAUUUGGCAGGAAAUAAUCUCAAGGCCAUGGAACAAAUCAAUAGCUGCACAGCUCUACAGCACCUUGAUUUAUCAGACAAUAACAUACCCCAGAUAGGUGAUUUAUCUAAAUUGGUAUUACUGAAGACCCUGCUUUUACAUGGAAACAUCAUCACCUCUCUUAGAAUGGCACCUGCUUAUCUACCCAGAAAUCUUGCUAUACUUUCUUUGGCAGAAAAUGAAAUCCGGGAUUUAAAUGAGAUUUCUUUUUUGGCAUCCUUAACUGAAUUGGAACAGUUGUCGAUCAUGAACAAUCCUUGUGUGAUGGCAACACCCUCCAUUCCAGGGUUUGACUAUCGGCCAUACAUUGUCAGCUGGUGCUUAAACCUCAGAGUCCUAGAUGGAUACGUGAUUUCUCAGAAGGAAAGUUUGAAAGCUGAAUGGCUCUAUAGUCAAGGCAAGGGGAGAACAUACCGGCCUGGCCAGCACAUCCAGCUUGUCCAGUAUCUGGCCACAGUCUGUCCUCUCACUUCUACACUGGGUCUUCAAACUGCAGAGGAUGCCAAGCUGGAGAAGAUUCUGAGCAAGCAGAGGUUUCACCAGAGGCAGUUGAUGAACCAAAGCCAAAAUGAAGAGUUGCCUUCUCUUCCUCCUCCUGAAGCAAGGGCACCCCUGGUACCUGAGCAUUCCAGCCCUGCGCAAGGUUGCCAAAUAGUCCAGGAAAGCAAACCAGUCAUCCAAGUGAAUUCUUGGGUUGGGAUAAGCAGAAAUGAUGACCAGUUACAUAGUGUUAAGAAUAACUUUCCAGCCUCUGUACAUUCUACAAGAUACUCUCGAAAUGACCUGCAUCUGGAAGACAUACAGACCGACGAGGACAAGUUAAACUGUAGUCUUCUCUCUUCAGAGUCGACUUUUAUGCCAGUUGCAUCAGGACUCUCUCCAGUGUCACCGACGGUUGAGUUGAGGCUACAGGGCAUUAACUUGGGCCUAGAAGAUGACAGUGGUACAAAUGAAUCUGUAAAAGGGCAGGAAAACCAGGAUUUGGAUAAGGAAGAGGAAAAAGCUUUCUGGACUGCCAAUGAGAAUUCUGAUCAAAUGACGAAAAGUGCAGUCAGUAUUGAGGUAAAUGAGAAAGAUGGGCUGUGCCCUUGUCCUGAACCAACAGUAACCAGUGCUGUCUUGAAAGGUGAUACCCACAGUCUUACAUCUUUUCCUGAGUCAGUUGGAUACACUGUCUUCCAUACACAACCAGACAGUGAAGAAACCAUGUCUCAGACAGCUUCAGAGAAACCUCCCUGCAGGGUUUUAACCCAGAAAUCUGCUGCUUUGGGACAAGAUAACACUGCCCUUCAGAAACUGAAUGAAGCAGCCGCCAAGCUUCAGGCCUGUUGGCGAGGCUUUUAUGCCAGGAACUACAACCCUCAAGCUAAAGACGUACGCUCCGAGAUCCGGCUUCGCAGAAUGCAGGAGCACGUUGUCUGCCUGACUGAGGAAAUAAGGAGGUUAAGAAAAGAAAGAGAUGACGAACGUAUUAAAAAUUUUGUACAAGAAGAGGCUGUCAGAUUCCUUUGGAACCAGGAGCAUCUCCAGUUUGGUCACGUCGCUGACAAGAAAAAAGCCUUAAAACGGAUGCUCCCUGGGGAAACCCUGACGUCCGAAGGCUACAAGAAACUGGGCCCCAAGAAGGCCUAG
Hipposideros armiger (great roundleaf bat) is the source of this 2057-nucleotide messenger RNA. It is a transcript of the gene CEP97, whose product is annotated as centrosomal protein 97. The transcript has 11 exons. Gene Ontology annotation, cellular component: centrosome. Gene Ontology annotation, molecular function: protein binding. Gene Ontology annotation, biological process: negative regulation of cilium assembly. The coding region runs from base 66 to 2057 and encodes 663 amino acids. The record is from RefSeq and is a predicted model, not a curated record. NCBI's taxonomy places the organism in Eukaryota, Metazoa, Chordata, Mammalia, Chiroptera, Hipposideridae.